This is a messenger RNA of Nezara viridula (southern green stink bug), 294 nucleotides long. NCBI's taxonomy places the organism in Eukaryota, Metazoa, Arthropoda, Insecta, Hemiptera, Pentatomidae. The record is from the annotation of a GenBank genome assembly.
AUGAAAAUGCUAAAAAAGGUUAUCUUUUCAACCAUCGCGAUUGCUGGGGCUGGGACUGCCCUCUGGUUCCUCUACAAGAGGAGCAGCGCCAAAGAGAAGGAAGAAUUAGGUAUCGAGCCGCAACCUCCUGCAUCAGAAGACGAAGCUCAGGAAUUGGUAGAACAAAGGAACAUCGCAGUUCAAGGUGAAACAAAACCGAGUGUAAAAAGAAUGAUUGAUUUCAUCGAGAGAAACAACACAGGAAUGGCGAAUUUGUGUAGAAAUUCGUCAAGGAAACCAAAUCAAUUAUGUUAA